This is a messenger RNA of Condylura cristata (star-nosed mole), 470 nucleotides long. Its product is annotated as voltage-dependent T-type calcium channel subunit alpha-1H-like. The transcript has 2 exons. Gene Ontology annotation, molecular function: voltage-gated sodium channel activity; low voltage-gated calcium channel activity. The annotation marks the transcript as partial. Gene Ontology annotation, cellular component: voltage-gated sodium channel complex; neuron projection; plasma membrane. Lineage: Eukaryota; Metazoa; Chordata; Mammalia; Eulipotyphla; Talpidae. The record is from RefSeq and is a predicted model, not a curated record. Gene Ontology annotation, biological process: neuronal action potential; sodium ion transmembrane transport; positive regulation of calcium ion-dependent exocytosis.
AGUGCAGCGAGGACAACCCCUGCGAGGGCCUGAGCCGGCACGCCACCUUCACCAACUUCGGCAUGGCCUUCCUCACGCUGUUCCGCGUGUCCACGGGCGACAACUGGAACGGCAUCAUGAAGGACACGCUGCGGGAGUGCGCCCACGAGGACAAGCACUGCCUGAGCUACCUGCCGGCCAUCUCGCCCGUGUACUUUGUGACCUUCGUGCUGGUGGCGCAGUUCGUGCUGGUCAACGUGGUGGUGGCCGUGCUCAUGAAGCACCUGGAGGAGAGCAACAAGGAGGCGCGGGAGGACGCGGAGCUGGACGCCGAGCUCGAGCUGGAGAUGGCGCGGGCCCGCCCCGCCUGCCCCCCGCCCACGGCCUCCGAGAGCCCCGAUGCCCCUGGCCUCCUGGUGGUGCGGAAGGUGUCCGUGUCCCGCAUGCUGUCCCUGCCCAACGACAGCUACAUGUUCCGGCCGGUGGCCCCC